GUGUGUGUGUGUGUGUGUGUGUGUGGUUUCUCUCAGCCCUGUAAGAAUGCCACCCGCCUGCCUGCUCCUGCUGUUGCUGCGGCUCUGACUUGCUUUUUUGCUCCCUCUUUCCUCUCUCUUCUCUUCCUGCUUAGCUCCUUGCCUUCUGACACUACUUCCAGUAUGGAGACUAAUCACUCUGAACAGCUCUCAACUGAAGAGUCAACUCUGCCAGGAGACAGUUCAUCAUCACCUAAUCAAAAUGGCCUGGGGAAGCAAAACGGUCAGGAUUCCUCAACCUCGCUCCAAGAACCAGAGCAGGCAACAAGUGUGCACCCUGUAAAGGGAGCUCAGGAUAUCUCCGAAGAGUUGAAUCGACAACUGGAAGACAUUAUUAACUUGUAUGGAUCUGCUGCCAGUACAAUAGGAAAAGAAGGCUCUGCCAAAACACAGGAGCAGCCUGAAAAUGCAGAGGCACCUGACAAUGAGGAUGGGGACUGUGAGGAAACCAAUGAAGAGGCCGAAAGAGAACCCCUUGCUUCUGAAGAACCAUCCAUAGUCAAAGAACCUGUUGGCAAUAAAGAGCAAAAACUGGAAAAGAAAAUCCUAAAAGGAUUAGGCAAAGAAGCCAACUUGCUAAUGCAAAAUCUGAACAAGCUACAGACACCUGAAGAAAAGCUUGAUUUUUUACUCAAGAAGUAUGCUGAAUUGCUGGAUGAACAUCRCACAGAGCAAAAGAAGUUAAAGGUCCUACAAAAGAAACAGAUGCAAAUCCAGAAAGAAAAGGACCAAUUACAAAGCGAACACAGCAGAGCUAUCCUGGCUCGGAGCAAACUGGAGAGUCUGUGCCGAGAGCUGCAGAGACACAAUAAGACACUGAAGGAGGAAACCCUCCAGCGGGCACGUGAGGAAGAAGAGAAAAGGAAGGAGAUCACAAGUCAUUUUCAAACUACCCUGACAGAUAUCCAGGCACAGAUAGAGCAGCAGAGUGAGCGAAAUAUGAAGCUCUGUCAGGAGAACACAGAGCUUGCAGAAAAACUGAAAAGCAUCAUUGAUCAGUAUGAGCUCAGAGAGGAGCAUCUGGACAAAAUAUUUAAACACAGAGAACUGCAGCAGAAGCUGGUGGAUGCAAAACUUGAGCAGGCACAAGAAAUGAUGAAGGAAGCAGAGGAGCAACAUAAACGAGAAAAGGAAUAUUUACUGAACCAGGCAGCAGAGUGGAAACUUCAGGCCAAAGUGCUGAAGGAACAAGAGACAGUGCUACAGGCUCAGCUUACUCUCUACUCUGGAAGGUUUGAAGAGUUCCAGAGCACGCUUACAAAAAGCAAUGAAGUGUUCGCCACUUUUAAGCAGGAAAUGGAUAAAACAACCAAGAAAAUGAAAAAGCUGGAAAAGGACACAGCCACGUGGAAAGCCCGAUUUGAGAACUGUAACAAAGCCCUAUUGGACAUGAUUGAAGAGAAAGCACUGAGAGCUAAGGAAUAUGAGUGUUUCGUGAUGAAAAUCGGGAGGCUGGAGAAUCUCUGUCGCGCUUUACAAGAAGAGAGAAACGAACUCUAUAAAAAAAUCAGAGAAGCCAAAGUGCCUGAACAGGAGGACCAAAGUCAGCAUAGUUCCGACGAAGAGCCAGAGGCAAAUGUCUCUGUGGAUCGAGAGAUAGAUGCAGAGGAGGCCAACAGUGUUCAAAACGCUGUGGCAAACCUGGCUGCAGCCUUCCAGGUAAUUCAGCAUCCGGAGUCCAGCCUCCAGCAGUCGGAAGCAUUGCCCUCAGCACUGGGCGGGCCUCGGGGCAGCGGUGGCCCCGCCCCCCUGAAGCUGGAAGCGCUCCCUCAGCUCCUUCUCGGGGGUUCAACUGACCCGCGGCCUCCUCCAGUCUCUCAGGCUGAGGCCCAAGGUGGUGAGGAGGCAAAGCCUGCCCCUGAGGUCAGUAAUCCCUUGACCCAGGCAGGAGCAGAACCCCGAGCUCAGAGUCUCCCCGAGGAGCCUCAGGCUGCUGAGUUGCCCCGGAAAUCAGGGGUCGGAGCUUCCGGUCAGGCCUCACAGGCCGCAUCCGAGGCYUCCCCGCGCGGGGUGGAAGCAGAGGGUUCCGCUCCACCACCUCCAGCCAAGGUGCAAGCUCCAGCAGGGUCGCCUGGGUGUGAGCCCAGCGAGCAGCCCCUGCCUGCAGCCUCAGAGGAGCUGGGCCCCGGGACCCCGGCCCGACUCCAGCUGCCCAUGGUGGCUGACACCAACCUGGAACCAGUAAACUGAGCCUCAUCGGCCCUCGGAAGCCAUUCUUUCCGACCUUACAUCUUCACCAUAUCCCACUGUCUCUGAAAGAGGCAUUAAGGGUUAGAGAUGGCAAACGGAGCACAGUUAGGAUCAAGACAUUUUAAUAUGCAGAACACAUUCAGCCUUUGCUGUUUAUUCUCAAUUUAUUACUGAUGUGGAGCUUUUCUAUUUAAUACUGAGUGUUAAUUUUUCCCAAAUGGCAGCAAAACAUACCAUUAGUAAAUUUAUAUUGUUUCCCUAUUAAGAUGGUACAUAAUUCAAUUUUUUAGUGAACAGGAAGAUUUGGUGUUUAAAGACUCCCACUACAAGAUCUAAAUAUUGACAAUGUGAGGUUAUAUUUAUUUCUACGUAUAGUGCAAAUUCCUUAGUAAUUAGUGGAUGUCCAGGUUCCAUUUAAACUGUGUACAUAAAGUAUACAUAUAUUCAUAUAUAAAUGUGUGACUAUAUACAUAUGUGUACAUAUAUACACAUCUAUAUAUUGUAUAUAAAUGUAUAUGUUACACAUGUAUUUCACCCCUUACGGAUUUCCCCCUAUGCAAAUUAUGUAGAUGCUAAUCAAAAAAUUCUCUUAUUUGCACUUGGGACUACAGUAGAUUCAGAACAUAGAUAUUUAGGUCAUCAUUACUGUUGGUCAAAAACAACUAAUCCUAUGUUAGAUCCAUAAGUUCAACCAACUGAUCAAAUGACAGAAUAGCGGUUGUGCAGAGUGCAUUGACUCAAAGAUGAUCACAAGAGACCCCAACACCAAACGGAAAGAAUCACAACUGUGGGUGAUUCAUCUCUCCCAGCUGCUUCUCCUAGAAUCCUCAGCCAGCUGCCUCACCCUCCUGCAACACACACACACCAGGUGGGGAGGCAACCCUCUCCUGACUAACUGCAAGAAAAGGGUUGGAAGUGGGAAAAGGAGCUAGGAAUGAGGGAUGAUGUUAUCUCAGACUGAGGAGAGACUGCCCUGGUCCUUUUCCCCACUACUGUCUCAAGACAGAAUAUUCCCUUCUUGGCUGUCUCAGACCCAUUGUAUAUUUUCAAAGCAUCUGUUCCUUCCUUCUAAUUCCCUCUAUUGUAGCAGAAAAUUCUGCCUAGCCUUCAUCUCAACCAAUCCUAAAUGAAACUAUUAUUUUUCUAAGACAAAAAUCCACACAGGAUUUCUAAAUAUGAGUGAUGAGGCUUAAGAGCCAAUGCAUUUUCUGCUUUGAAGGGUUUUCAGCAACAAUGAAGUAAGAAAGAAGAAAGGGAGGGAGGAAGAAGGAAGAGAAGGAAAGGGGGAGACUUCAGGGAGGAAAGAAAGAUGUCUAACCCAUUCCUACCUUCAGAGUUAAACUCAAGAGGAAAAAUGGAUACAAACAGGAUUCUCUACUACUCAUCCAGGAACUCAUUCUUCACUAUCACAUAUGGCUGUUUGCCAAAGCCCACAAAGAGCUUGUAAGCUGCAGCCAUAUGUUACAAGAAUUGUAAACUGCAUAAAAAAUUGUUUGAAGUAGGCAGUGAGGGUAAUAACAGAAAUGCUAG
Molecule: messenger RNA, 3759 nt
Organism: Urocitellus parryii (Arctic ground squirrel)
Lineage: Eukaryota; Metazoa; Chordata; Mammalia; Rodentia; Sciuridae
Gene: Txlnb
Product: taxilin beta
Molecular function (GO): syntaxin binding
Source: RefSeq, a predicted model, not a curated record